AUGGAGUCUCUGAUACCGCCGCCGCAGCAGUCGCCGCCUCCGCCUCCCUCUACACAAUGGUUUGCUGCUCCCGCUGAUGGUGGUGAUGAACGAUGUCGGCGGUCAGUCGGUGUUCAGACCGAUGGUCUAUUGUGUACCAUGUCGGACAGCUGGCAGCAGAUAAUGGCGGCGACAGCAGCCAUAACAAGCAAGUGUCGCCUCCACAACAACAAAGGCCGCUGUGUACGACACGCGUCGCUGAAACUGUAG
Soboliphyme baturini is the source of this 249-nucleotide messenger RNA. NCBI's taxonomy places the organism in Eukaryota, Metazoa, Nematoda, Enoplea, Dioctophymatida, Soboliphymatidae. The record is from the annotation of a GenBank genome assembly.